AUGAAGACGGUAGUUGGUGAUGGAGGAAUUUUAUCUUUAAAAUUUACUUUUCUUGUUGUACAUCAUCGGUAUGACGACGAAAGUCAUUUGAUCUUAGUACGUUGUACAAUUAGCAAGCAAAUGAUAAAUUUCAAAGUAUGUAAAGCAUUAAAUAAUGAUUUAGUUGAGUGCAGCUGCAGGCGAUAUGAUUGA
Clunio marinus is the source of this 192-nucleotide messenger RNA. The record is from the annotation of a GenBank genome assembly. NCBI's taxonomy places the organism in Eukaryota, Metazoa, Arthropoda, Insecta, Diptera, Chironomidae.